UCAAGACGCGAUGGACUUUGUGUGUCCGGUGAGUGUGUUUCUGCCAGCGGCGAGACCAACGCAACCGCAGCGUUCAAAGUCUCUCGAUCAGCCGACGACCAGCGAAAAGUCAAAAGAAGCGCGACGCGAAAAGGACUCCAGGCGUCAUGGCUCAAAAUCCUCGUCCUCGUCGUCGUCGAAGAAACGGCCAGAACCGAAGGUGCAGGAAAGGCGUCUACACAGGGACAGCCUUUUCAGCCUCUUCCCGGAUGUGCAGUGGAAGCCGCCGCGACAGGAGGAACCGGUUCAGGUGGAAGUGGAGUACUGCGACUGGAUGGCCCCGUUCAAUUGCGACGGGCGCUUCGUACCGCGCUACGAUCUCCUGCCAAUGGAGCUGAUACUGAAGGUGUUUAAGAUGAUCAACGCCAGCGACCGGUUGGCGGCCAGUGCCACGUGUCGGCGGUGGCUCGAGGCGGCCCACUGCUAUGAUCCGUUUCAGCGGCGGAUGUAUUUCAACUUUGAUCGAAUCGAGUUCAGCGACCAGGAGGGCCCGAUUGCGUACUUUACACAGUCCAUGCGAACCCUCCCGUACCUGUCGUUCACGUUCGUGGAGUUCACAAAGCACAGUGACUUUUGGGUCAACAACGGCCAGUACAUCCGCGAGCUGACGCUCCGGUGCUGCCUGAUCCGGAAGAAGAAGUUUAUCUCGAUCAUGAAGAAUCUGCCGUUGCUCGAGCGACUCGAGCUGAUGCAGUGCGACGAGCUGUUCAAGCACUGGUCCCUCGACUACAGCACCGACGAGCCAAUGUUCCCGUUCGCGCUGCCUCACCUGAAGCACCUCUCGCUGGCGGCCUGCGACUACUACAACGAGUACCAUUUCGAGCGAUUCAUCGAGGCGGCCCCCAAUCUGGAGUCGAUCGACGUCUCGAACUGCUUCAUCAACCUGUACCUGUCGCGCCGGAUGACGAUGAUUUCGCGCGUACUUCGGCUGGUCAGCAAGAACCGGAACAUCAUGAAGGCGCUCAACAUUGCCGACAUCCCGUGCUUCGACGAUGUCGCCUGGCACUGUCUGGCGGAGAUUGGGGGCCUCUUCCUGACGCACUUUACCGUCACCUACAGCGAUCGUAUACCGCUGAAGGAUCCGGGUAUCCUGAAGUUCUUUGCCGCCCAAACGAAGCUCACCCACCUCGAUCUGACGUCUUCGAUCGGCGUGAACGAUGUGUGUCUGCAGCUGAUCGUCGAAAGUUGCCCACUGCUGGAGGUGCUCAAACUGCGCCGCUGCUGGCUCCUGUCGGACGAGGGCGUUCAAGACAUUCACACCCUGCGCCACCUGCGCGUACUGGACAUUUCGAGCUGCGAGCGCAUCUCCGACUACGGCAUGCGGGUCGGCAUCGUCGGGAAGCGGGCCCGCCCAGUGGACGAGAUGUACUUCUCGCUGCUGUGCAAUCUGAGCGACUACACGAUGUACUACCUCGUGCUGAUGUUCAAAAACCUGCAGGUGCUCGACCUGGACAGCAACUCAACCAUCACGGACACUUCGCUCCAGUAUCUGUGCUGCUACUCGCAGGACCUUUGCAACCUAAACCUCCAAUCCUGCUCCAAGCUCACGGACGCCGGCUUCACCGGCAUCGAUCUGCCGGAGAAAACGUUCUCCAUCUGGGACGUGGAGGAAACGUUCGCGAUCGAUCGGCUGAAGAAGCUGCGCGUGCUGAAAGUGUCCGGGUGCUACAAGAUCACGGACUUUGCGCUCCGGUACGCGUUCCGGUUCACGGAACUGAAGGAGUUGAGUCUCUCGCGGUGCCACCAGAUUUCGGAAGCCGGCAUCGAACGGCUGGUCGCGUCGUGUCCGGCGCUCGAGUACCUGGACCUGGGCGAGUGUCCCAACAUUAACGACUACUGUGUGAAACUGAUCGCCAUCGCCCUGAAACGUAUCGGCACGCUGAAGCUCGCCAACUGUCCGCUGCUGACCGAGACGUGCUUGGACUAUCUCGCCAAAUACUGCACCACCCUGAAGUACCUGUACGUGAGGGGCUGCUUCAAGCUGCCGCCGGACAUAAUGGAUCGGCUGUCGACGAUCUCAUCACUGCGCCAAGUGUACAAGUCCUAGACGGCGGGGGGGGGGCCCUCCGGCCAACAAUCCGUUCUUUUAUAUUAACUAGCAUAAGGUUAUUUACAAGUUGAUACCACCCCUUAAAAAUAAAUCGUUUCGCCAGUUCGCACGUAAACAAAGUGUACUUCACGAGU
Messenger RNA from Anopheles cruzii, 2223 nucleotides. RefSeq names its product dynein regulatory complex subunit 6-like. The record is from RefSeq and is a predicted model, not a curated record. Gene Ontology annotation, molecular function: protein binding. Gene Ontology annotation, cellular component: SCF ubiquitin ligase complex. The transcript is spliced from 4 exons. Gene Ontology annotation, biological process: SCF-dependent proteasomal ubiquitin-dependent protein catabolic process. The coding region runs from base 11 to 2086 and encodes 691 amino acids. Lineage: Eukaryota; Metazoa; Arthropoda; Insecta; Diptera; Culicidae.